CUCUCUCGUUCCCUACCUUCUGCGGCAGACGUGACUUGAUAGCCAGUCUUUCCAACCUUUGCAAAGGAAACAACUCAUACACAAUGCAAAACGACAAGAAGGAAAUCGUCGAUCUCUACAUCCCCCGCAAGUGCUCCGCCACUGGCCGUCUCAUCACCGCCAAGGAUCACGCCUCUGUCCAGAUCAACAUUGCUGAGGUCGAUGCCAACGGUGUUGCCACUGGCGAGGUCAAGACCUACGCUCUUUCCGGCUUCGUUCGCUCCCUUGGCGAGUCUGACGACUCUGUCAACCGCCUUGCCACCCAGGAUGGUUACCUCAAGAACGUCUGGACCUACUCCCAGUAAGCGGAUCCCUCCGCUCUGCUGCUGAGUCAUCGGUGUUUGCUCGCAUCUCCCGAUGCGUGAGCAUUGGCGGUGUUGGUCAAUAAAGUAGACUCUGUACGAUUUCUUGGUCCAAA
Messenger RNA from Polychytrium aggregatum, 457 nucleotides. Its product is annotated as 40S ribosomal protein S21. Gene Ontology annotation, biological process: endonucleolytic cleavage in ITS1 to separate SSU-rRNA from 5.8S rRNA and LSU-rRNA from tricistronic rRNA transcript (SSU-rRNA, 5.8S rRNA, LSU-rRNA); translation; endonucleolytic cleavage to generate mature 3'-end of SSU-rRNA from (SSU-rRNA, 5.8S rRNA, LSU-rRNA). Gene Ontology annotation, molecular function: structural constituent of ribosome. The record is from RefSeq and is a predicted model, not a curated record. NCBI's taxonomy places the organism in Eukaryota, Fungi, Chytridiomycota, Chytridiomycetes, Polychytriales. Bases 84 to 344 code for a protein of 86 amino acids. Gene Ontology annotation, cellular component: cytosolic small ribosomal subunit; ribosome. The transcript has 3 exons.